AUGGUGGAGACUGCGAUCCCAGAGCUCCACGUCCCUUCGGAGAAGUCCGAUAUUUCGUCAGAUCUUCUGAGAGGAGUUCCGUUUCACUCGUGCCUGAGUGGUACAGGUCGGCAUUGGUGCCAUCCGGAUAGCUCUUGGAGACCGAAGGCGAGCCGGCACAGCGUCAAGCAGUAUGACGUGUUUUUCAGCCAUGAUUGGAAGAGUGGGCGAUGGAGCAAGCAUCUGUCACUGCUGGUGGUCUUCAAUGGCAUGCCUGCUGCAAUAGCGGGCUGGGCAUCAAGCUUGGCGAUGGGCCUCUCUGCAUGUCUCGGCUUUCUGCCCAAAUCUUAUCACGUUUGGAUGCCUGUGUUGGGCUAUGUGCUGUCAUUGGUCAUCUUCUUCUUCUGGCAGCAUGUGCGGCAACUCUUUGCUGGGCCCACAUUUGCAUUUAUUGACAGUAUGUGCAUACCACAGGAUGACGAGGUGCUGAAGGCACGAUGCAUCCGGGGAUUGGGUACCUUCCUGGAGAAGUCGGAGCAGCUAGUUGUUUUAUGGUCGCCGCAAUACUUCCGUCGAUUGUGGUGCUCGUAUGAGAUGGGGUUCUUCCUGCGGGAGAAGGGCGACGCGAAAAAGAUUCAGUUCGUGCCCGUCCAGAUUGGACGCAUUUGUGCAUGCCUCUUUAUGGGGGUGCUGCUCUUCCAAGCCACGAUGUAUGCUGUAGUCUUUGGGGGCAGAGAGUGGGAUGCAAUGCAGGCGACGGGCAUCAUGGCCCCUGCAUUGCUGCUGCAAACGAUUGUUGUAUUUCCAGUUCUGCAAUACACCAUGACAGCCAUGCUUAAGGACCUAUCGCAGCUGCCGAGACAAGUCAGCGAGUUUCGCGUGCAGGACUCUGAGUGCACGUGUUGCACACAAAAGCAUUGUCACCCUGUGACACAUGCACCCAUUGCCUGUGACCGCGAGCUGAUCUACAAAUCUCUUCGUAGAUCAUUCGGAGCUUCCGGCAGAAAGAUGGAGGAGGAAGCAGCGCUCGAUGCAUUCAACGGCCAUGUGCGUGAGACGCUCGCACGAUCAAUCGACCGAAAUUUCAGGCAUCACAGCAUGGUUUUGAGGCACGGGCUGGUCACCUGUGCGAUCGCUUGUGCCCCGUGGGCAUCCCUCAACAUGGCCAUUGCUGGUGAGCUGUCCGCGGCGGGAGAGAUUGACAUGCUUUCGUGGUUUGGAGGAUUCAUAUACAUCGACGCCGCGCUCUUUUGCUUGAUGCGGAUCGCUCUACUGAUUGGCCAUUUCGGCGCAUUUCGGAUGGCGAAGUGCCCGCAACCAGUUGUCGUCUUGAGUCAGGUGGUGAUGUUCUCCUUCAGUGCGAUUGCGAUACUUGUGCCCUGGCCAGUGACCUGGGUUUUGUCGUCUCAUACCGGCCACUCCUGGAUUUGGAUCAGUGUUUUUACUGCAAUGCUCUGCCUGAGCGGCUGUUUCCUUUGGCCGGCUUGCAGCGGCCCAUCUGGUACACCUGUGUUGCAGCCCGAUCUGCCAGGUACAACCUAUGGAAGUGAGACACUGUCAGCUCGUGAUGAGGACGAAGGUUCGACCUUCGAGAUCUAA
Symbiodinium sp. CCMP2592 is the source of this 1578-nucleotide messenger RNA. The record is from the annotation of a GenBank genome assembly. NCBI's taxonomy places the organism in Eukaryota, Dinophyceae, Suessiales, Symbiodiniaceae.